CCGUAGUUCAGCCAUAGAAUCCCUUCACACGCCAUUGUGCAACACGCUCUCUAGCUUCAAAAACAUUCUUCUACCCGAGGACUGCGUUGGAAGUUCACACUUCAACCACUCCAACCAACAACAUGGCGACCCAGCAACCUAAAUUCCCCACCCGCGAAACUUUCCUUACCAACGGCUGUGAGUCGAUCACAGAUGCCUCGCAGCACACCACAGAACCGAACUGCCCGAUUUGCCUAGACCCGUAUGCGAAGCCUCCGGUGACAGACACUCAGUCCGGUGACCAAGCUACCACCGUCCUUAUUGCAUCCUGUAAGCACGUUUUCCACCAUGCCUGCCUUCGCGUCUGGCUGGAAGACCAGAACACAUGUCUCGUGUGCCGCUCGAGCCUUUUUCCCCGCGAAACAGACAGCGGCAACACCCUGAACUCGAUCUUUGCGACCGUUGCUGAUGCAAUAAAUGCAGUUGAUGCAGUCAGGGCUCGUGCCCUCCGAUUGGGGGAGCGUAUCCAAGCUUCGCAAGUCGAAAAUAACGAGGAUUUCAGCGAUGCAGAGCAGCAGCUGGCGCGCAUUUUGGAGGAUCUGCAAGAGCUUGAGGAACGGCAGCGACGCUUGCUGGAGCUUUACCGAGUAGAUUGA
Molecule: messenger RNA, 635 nt
Organism: Trematosphaeria pertusa
Lineage: Eukaryota; Fungi; Ascomycota; Dothideomycetes; Pleosporales; Trematosphaeriaceae
Exons: 1
Coding region: 123-635 (170 amino acids)
Molecular function (GO): zinc ion binding
Source: RefSeq, a predicted model, not a curated record